GACCUCAAAAUCUACGUUUGGUUAAGCUUUCACCUGCCCUUGCAAAUACACCACAUUCUUCACACGUACCCUUUGCCCCACUAUUUCCUUUUUCAUCUCUUCCUGUUCAUGAAUCUUUGACUUCCCAUCUUCAAACCCCAUUUUCUUGGAUACCAACUAUACCAUACCAUACUCUUUAAUUCUGUUUAGUUGGUAUCCUCUGUUCUCUUGGGUUUCCAGUUCAUACAAAUAAAAACGAGAGCAAAAACUUUUUGAGCCAAGUUGUCAACUGUUGUUCGUUUAAGCUCAGGCCAGCAAGAAAAAAAAAAGAUGGUGGGGGCUUUAUCAAUGGUGGGUUCAUCAGUUAUGGACUCUCAAACUGGUCCAUGUUUGUGCUUGGAUGCAUUGCCAUCCACCAACAUGAACCUCAAAACCGGUGCGGAGUUGGGGAUGCAAAGGAGGCAUUCAAUGAAAAGAAAGCAUGCGAUGGCAAGGCCUGGGUGUUUGGAGUUAAGCAGUUCUUUUGUAGAUUCAUGGCAUGAUUCGAGGUUGUCUUCCAAGGUGAUUCCAGGUAUCAUGAGUAAGAAUUUAAGGAAGCAGCGUAAGGACCGGAAGCUUGUGGUGGUCGACAAUUUAGGAGGGCAAUAUGAAGAUACUUUUUCGGAUGUUAAAACGCAAUUGCUCAACUAUUUCACAUACAAAGCAGUGAGGACUGUUCUUAAUCAGCUCUAUGAGAUGAAUCCACCACAAUAUACAUGGUUCUAUCAGUUUGUAGCAGCAAAUAAGCCCAGUGAAGGCAAGCGUUUCUUACGCAUCCUUGGCAAGGAGAGGCAAGAGCUUGCUGAAAGAGUGAUGAUAACAAGACUUCAUUUGUAUGGGAAGUGGAUUAAGAAAUGUGAUCAUGCUCAAAUAUACAAAGAGAUCUCGGAUGAGAACUUGGAACUGAUGCGGGAGCGGCUCAUCGAGACUGUGGUUUGGCCUUCUGAUGAUACAAACACUGAGAAGAUUGGCUGAGGGACCCGAUUCUAUCUGAUUUUCUUUUCUCCUUUUCUUUCUUCUCUUUUAUUAGAAUUAGGAAUCCUUUCUGUAGAAUCAUUAAGUCAAUAUGGUACCAAUGACUAGUCACUCAUGUAUAUAAACAUUACCCAUCAUUUCAGAUGAUUCUAAUGGAAGGAAUUGAAGCUGUGAUUGCUCAA
Molecule: messenger RNA, 1175 nt
Organism: Gossypium raimondii (Peruvian cotton)
Lineage: Eukaryota; Viridiplantae; Streptophyta; Magnoliopsida; Malvales; Malvaceae
Product: chaperonin-like RbcX protein 2, chloroplastic
Exons: 5
Coding region: 310-993 (227 amino acids)
Biological process (GO): ribulose bisphosphate carboxylase complex assembly
Molecular function (GO): protein folding chaperone
Source: RefSeq, a predicted model, not a curated record